Perkinsus marinus ATCC 50983 is the source of this 1032-nucleotide messenger RNA. RefSeq lists its product as hypothetical. The record is from RefSeq and is a predicted model, not a curated record. The coding region runs from base 1 to 1032 and encodes 343 amino acids. Lineage: Eukaryota; Perkinsozoa; Perkinsida; Perkinsidae. The transcript is spliced from 8 exons.
AUGGAAGCUGACACCUCCAGAGAAGACGACCAGAUUCUCAGUUUGCGAAUUGAAUUACAGAAGGUCAAACGACAACGCGAUGAAGGUCUCUCUCAAUUGUCGAAGAGGCUCGACGACUGUCAGAGGCUCCUGGUUCUACAGGGCGUGGACGCUGACCGAGAGCUCCAGCGGGCGGAAACCGCCAGUAUGCGUCUGGAGGACUUCAUGGCAAGCUGCAGUCGAGCUUGGAAGCCUCAAAGCGACUCAGCAGCGGCAGCGGGGGCUCCAUCGCCAGUCGCAUUACCAAGCAUUAGUGUGCCGGUUGUGACCCCGGUAUUUUCGCCUAGUAUUUUCUCGGCAUUUGGCGUUGAUGGUGGGGAGUCAUUUCGAUGGGAAGAAGGUAUCACCAAGGGUGACGCGACUUCAGAGGACUUACAGGCUGAAGUUCAGAAUCUGCGUCUUGUCGUUAAGCGUAUGACCGAUGAUGCAGAGGACUUCAGCGGGACGGUCGGCACUCUACGGAGCUCCUUGAAUGAAGAGCGGAAGAUGGCUCAGCGGUAUAGGGAAUCUUAUGAGCGUUUGAGUGUCAAAUUGAACGCUCUCGAAGCCGACAUUAGAGAAGAAGUCCUAGGAAGAGGAAAUGUGAAGCCGCUACUGCGUUAUCUCGAGGAGGACGGCUCAGCACAAGGUUGCUUAGCGCUGAUUCGAGAAGGCUGCUCCGAGGCACUGUCUACGACUACUAGUGUCCUGCGGCCCGACGACUUUCCCGUUGAUGCCGUUAAGUCGUGCACUGGGCCUGAUUCGGUUCAUGUGGAUCAGACAUCAGUGAGAAAUGACGAUGGAGUGGUUGGCAUCCGAGUACCGCUGCGGAGCAAGCAGACCAGUAGUGGGCCCAACGGUCGAAGGGCGGUACUCGCCGAACUUAACGAAACUCGAGAGGUGAACGGUGCGAAUGCCGCGAAGAAACCCUUGGUCCGACAACCCAGUACCCACAACGCCAGGGCUGUUCGCAACUUCAAUGUCAAGGAUGACUAUGUAUCCAAUACGACAUAA